UGGACCCGGAGGUUGUUUAGGACCCUUCGGGGCCCCUCCGGGAAAGCAACACACCGCUUUGGCCCCUGCUUCCCAUAGACGGGUGAUCCUGGAAGGCCCGGCCAGGACUAUUCAGCUAGUCGCCACCUCCCUUUUCAUUGCUUUCUCUUUCUCUACUUCUUCAACCCCUCUCUUUCCUUUUUCACCUUCUUUGGCGGCAAGGGUCAACCUUGGGCAGUACUUCUUCCUUUAGAAAACUGCACUCGGGUAUAGUGCAGAGGCAGUGUUAACGUGUGGGACACGUUCCCUCGUUGGGCUCCAUGGUGGGUGACACACUUCUGCACCGAAUCACUUCCUCCACUUUAUGGAUAGCACUCACUCGAAAAACCCUGAUCGGCGCCACAAAAGGCACCGCACCGAAGUUCAAACGUUGCAGUUCUUCAACUCCACUGCAGAACCAUGGUUCCCGAAGAUUCUCAUCCUUCAGGCUGAGGAUCAGUCAAAAGCACUAGCUAGUAUAUCUCCGUUCCUCGUUGCUAAAACUCUUGAACAAGUCAUUGGUAAAGCAUACAAUGCAAAAAAAUUGAGAACUGGUGACAUCCACAUUGAGGUACAGAACCGGCAACAGAGCUCAGCACUGUUGUCGCUAAAGCAAAUUGGUGAUAUUCCAGUCUUAGUGACUGCGCACCGCACGCUCAACACAGUCAGAGGUGUUAUCUCUUGUGAGGAGCUACUGCAGUGCUCCGAGACAGAGAUCGAGGAGGGUUUAAAAGACCAAGGGGUGAUCAGUGCCAAACGAAUAUCCAUCCGCAGGGACAACAAGGAAAUACCUACCAGGCACGUCAUAUUAUCUUUCCAGUUGCACACACUCCCCACAGAAAUAAAGGCUGGGUAUGUAAACUGUCACGUCCGACCUUACAUACCCAACCCACGUCGAUGUUUCAAGUGCCAGAGAUUUGGCCACCAUUCCCAAGUGUGCCGUGGACGCCUGAUAUGCCCCAAGUGCGCAGGUGACGGCAAUGACCAUACUCCAGAGUCAUGUAAGAACACUUUCCGUUGUGUCAACUGCGAAGGCAACCACCCAUCCUAUUCAAGAAGCUGCCCACGUUUUAGCGAUGAAAAAGAAAUCUUGAAAAUUAAGACUGUACAGCAGCUCACCUACAAAGCAGCGAAAACGCAACUGGAGUUUCAGAAAAAAGGAUCUUUCUCUGAAGCGGUGCGCCGGGGAGUGGCAUCGCUCAGAGUAUCCGUGGGGACCCAAACUUGUGGGCCUCCACUCCACACUCCCCAAACACAAGAAAAGUCUGCGGAGAGUUCGUCUCCGCCGGCUCCCGCCACAAUCUCUACGGAGGUUGAUGGUGCGUUUUCAGUUUGAGAUGGGCUCACUGGGAGCUCAUCCCAGACUGCCACACACUCAAUGGAGCUUGACGACGAUGACUGCAUGUCGCAGAAAUCGUCGUCAAGUCUUCCAAGUACUCUAGACCAGAGAGCUCCUUCUCAAGGGAAGGAGCAAAGAGAAAAGCACGGAGGUCGCGGUAGAGGCAAGUCGAAGGAGAAACAGAGGCUUCCCCCGCCAAGGGUCAUACCCCCUUAACACACAAUGUACAGAGUCCCUCUGCUCUUUCCAAUUUCCAUUCUAAUUAUGGGACAGGUAUUCCUUCAGUGGAACUGUCGAGGCCUCUACAGCAACAUUGAUGAUGUACACGAUCUUUUUGAAAAGUACACAGCCGUCUGUUUCUGCCUACAAGAGACAUACCUACACGAAGAAAACCUAAACCCUUUCCGCCGACAUAAUAUUUUCAGGAAGGACCGCACAGACAGCGCACGUGCAUCUGGUGGUGUGGCUGUAGUCCUUCCACAGUGCAUACCUGCAAAACAUUUUCCGCUCGUUACAGACUUGGAGGCAGUAGCAGUCGAAGUAUGCCUCGACAGGACUUUCACGGUUUGUUCACUGUACCUGCCCCCAUCAGUGGUAAUAGAGCAAAGAGAUUUCGAAGACUUAUGCAAUCAACUCCCCCAGCCGUUUAUGAUUUUAGGCGACCUGAAUGCCCACAAUCCUUUGUGGGGAAGUUCAAAACUAGAUGCACGGGGCAAAAUGUUGGAGAGGGUCCUCCUUUCGGGGUCACUCUGUCUUCUGAAUACUGGGUUACCUACAUAUGUGAACUCUUCAACACAAAAUUUCUCUUGCAUAGACAUUUCACUAUGCAGCCCAUCCAUUUUCCAGUUUCUUGACUGGACAGUCGAACAGAAUCCCCGAGGUAGCGACCAUUUUCCGCUCAUUAUUAAAUUUCGUGGUCACACUAACAACAUAAGAACACGUCCACCACGGUGGAAAUUACAAGAGGCAAAUUGGGAAAUAUUUGAAAGAGAAGCCAGUUUCCCAUCUUCUGCUUUUCAGGGUUUAAAUGUUGAGGAGGCAAAUAAGUUGAUCACUCAUACAAUUAUAAAUGCCGCUGAACAGUCCAUUCCACAAACAUCUGGCCGACUCCCCAAGCGCUCCAAGCCUUGGUGGACGAGCGAUUGUGGAAGCACACGCAAAGAACAAAACCGGGCGUGGGGUGUCUUUCAACGGCACCCCACUACAACAAACCUAAUUGCUUUCAGGAGAGCUAGAGCAAAAGCACGUUGGACGCGAAAGCAAGCAAAGAAAGAAUCUUGGAGAAACUUCGUAUCAUCCUUAAAUGCUACAACUCCAUCAAAAAUAAUAUGGGACAGACUAAAGAAAAUAAAGGGCGACUGUACAAGCUUCUGUGUGCCAUUGUUAGAAAUAAAUGGUACAGUAUGUCAAAGUAUGGAGGAGCAGGCCAAUGCCCUCGGGGAACAUUUCCAACAAGUGUCAAGUUCAUCGCAUUACAGCAGAGAUUUCCUAAAAAUUAAAUCAUCUGCUGAAAGGCAAGCAAUUGACAGUGGGUCAGAUGAGAAGUGUGGUUACAACUCACCUUUUUCAAUGGCGGAGCUACAAAGGGCUCUGUCAUCCCCUAAAAACUCAGCACCUGGACCUGAUCGCAUAGUGUACUCCAUGCUUAAACAUCUGUCUUUAACUUCAUUAAAGUAUCUCCUGGAUUUCAUUAAUUUUAUCUGGCGAGAAGGUGUUCUCCCUUCUGGCUGGAAGGAGGCAACCAUAGUUCCACUGCUGAAGCCAGGGAAAGAUCCCUCGCACCCAUGCGGUUACCGACCCAUAGCGCUGACAAGUUGUCUGGGGAAGACCUUUGAGCGCAUGGUCAAUAACCGUCUUAUGUAUUUUCUAGAAGAAAAUAAUUGUUUAGAUAAAUACCAGUGUGGCUUUAGAGCUGCGUGCUCAACAGUCGACCAACUUUUGCGUUUGGAGACUACGAUUAGAGAAGCCUUCGUCAGGAAACAGCACUGUAUGUCUGUUUUCUUCGAUCUAGAGAAGGCAUACGAUACAGCAUGGCGAUAUGGUAUCCUUCGAGACUUGCAUGCACUUGGUAUACGUGGCAGAAUGUUCCAAUGUAUUACCAAUUUCCUACAGGGGAGAACUUUCAGGGUACAAGUUGGGACAACACUAUCUCGUCCAUUCAUCCAGGAAAAUGGUGUCCCGCAGGGGUCCGUACUUAGCGUGACCCUUUUCAUCGUAAAAAUGAACUCUAUAGCAAGUGUUAUCCCUACAACAAUCAAGUAUUCAUUGUACGUCGACGAUGUUCAGAUUUCUUAUUGCUCCUCUAACCUAUCGGUGUGCGAACGUCAGCUACAGCUAACAAUAAAUAAGCUGGUUAGAUGGUCUCAGGAAAAUGGCUUCAAAUUCUCUCCCGACAAGACAGUUUGUGUUCGUUUCUCGAAGGUUCGGGGAAUGUUCCCAGAGCCCACCCUUUCUAUGUGCAACCAAAGUAUAAGCGUGAAACCUGAACACAAAUUCCUCGGUCUUAUUUUCGACGAAAAACUGUCUUUCUCGGCUCACCUGAAAACUCUCAAGAAAAAAUGCAUUAAGUCUUUGAACAUUUUAAAGGUACUCUCACACCGAUCAUGGGGCGCAGAUCGCGAUACAUUACACCGGAUCUAUGUCUCCACUGUCCUUUCAAAACUUGAUUACGGUUGUGUGGUGUAUGGGUCAGCACGGCCUUCUACUCUGAAAAUGUUGGACCCUGUACAUCACCUGGGACUGCGCCUGGUACUUGGAGCAUUCCGGACCUCGCCAGUCGAGAGUCUUUACGUAGAAGCCAAUGAGUGGUCUCUCGAAAGACGGCGGUUCUACCUGAGUACGUCAUAUGCAUUAAGGAUUAGAGGUUACCCACAAAACCCGGCGAUCCCUGCUAUAAGAGAGACACAAUAUAAACAACUCUUUUUGAACAGACCCUCAGCGGUAUUGCCAUUUAGUAUGCGCAUGUCGCAGGAAAUUGAGCACUAUGGCUUUUCAGAAUAUAACUCAUUGAUCCUUGAGUGCAGCAAAAAAAUCUCACCAUGGCAACCUUAUCCAAAAUGUGAUAAAUCACUGACCAGAUUCGACAAACGUGAUACGCCAAGCAUUGUAUUGAAACAGGAAUUCGAGCACCUAAAGAGAACCUUUGGCAGCCAUAUUGAAUUCUACACUGAUGGAUCAAAAACAAAUACCAGGGUUUCAUGUGCUAUGGUUACUGGAAUAGUUACACGUUCACACCGUCUAAAGAGCACCAUGUCUAUUUUUACUGCUGAAGUGUAUGGAAUAAUUUUAGCCCUGAACUACAUCCUACAAAAUCACAUAAGAUCCUCAGUAAUAUACACAGAUUCCCUCAGUUCUCUGCAGGCUAUUUGUAACAUACACCCCACUAAAAACCUGGUAGUUGCUCGUGCAAGGAGCCUGGCAAGCACUAUAGCUAAUAGGGCCUAUCAGCUACUCUUCUGCUGGGUACCCAGUCAUGUUGGGAUACGUGGCAAUGAGCGAGCUGAUCAUGCUGCUACGGCUGCGCUAAUAAGUGACAUAACCCCUUUCGAAAUUCCAUAUCAAGACCUCAAACUAUGUCUAAAAAGAUGCAUCAAUAACGACUGGCAGACAUCUUGGGACCAGCAAACCAAUAAUAAAUUACACAGUAUCAAGCCCUAUGUAGGCUCCAGUUCACCUGGUAUGUCCAGUCGACUAUAUGAAGUGCUAUCGUCUCGCCUUCGUUUGGGACACACAUACUUGACGCAUGGGUAUCUUCUUCGAGGAGAAGACCCACCGGAAUGCAACCACUGUGGGAAACAGCUUUCAAUCAUUCACAUCCUCAUCACGUGUCCAGCGCACCAACAUCUUCGUCAACAUCAUUUUGCUCCUUUUUAUAGAACCUUCUUGCCCCUCCACCCAAUGCUUCUGCUGGGUGAUGACAGCUUUGUUCCUUUUGAAAACGUAUAUAGGUUUUUUAAAGAUACUGGGUUUUUAAAGCAUCUGUGAUUUUAAAUACUAAUGCACAGUUACUCACAUUUUAGUCCUACACACGUACCUUUUAACUAACUAGUCUUCAGUGGUAUUUGGCGCAUUAUGGCCUUUGUAGCUGAUGCGCCAAUAAAACCCGAAUCAAAUCAAAUCAGCGCACUCAACAAGGGCUCAACGCACUCAGCAGGCACUCAACACAAUCAGCAACCACUCAAGCACCCAACCACUCAGCAUUCACAUCCCAUCACUGGAACCCCCAUGGAUCGCAGCGCUCUUGCUCCCCCCAUCCCGCUGCUGCUGCAUCAACAGCCCGUUUUUCACAUGACCUUAUAAAAAUGCAAGAACACAACUCACUUCACGGCAUUGCCAACAGCGGGCUCUUUCUGGCGCAAAAGAAUCUCAUCGCCGUCUGAAAAGACAUGGUCCGAGCGCGCCACCACGAACGUAUUGAAGCAUUUAUUGAACACCUAAUAUACGACAUAACGGUUAACUGAACACCGGCUCACAUACCUCCACAGUCGCGCGUCUAGUUGCCUCCUUGAAAUUGAUUCCGCCAAGGCCGCGAUAACAUCGCGCAGCUUGAACUCACUGCCUUCUACAACGACAGUCUUUCUCUCGUUUCAUGUGACUAGACAGUCUCUGAAAGACAUUGUGGACUAUGGUUACAGCUCGCCGCAGUGGCGCUCGUGACACUAACUUUGCGAACGCCAAGACACAGCCAACGGACAUACGAGAAACGCUUCUCUGAAAUCCCGGCGUCUCGGCGCCUCAGCCUGGGCUGUUUAGGCAGCCGUCAUUUCAGGUGUUUUUCAGGCUUUAGAGCAUUAGAGCUCAUAUGCCUACACCCAUUAAUGGGGGGGGGGGGGUGACGUUGGGCCACAGGUCACUGUUUUCGUUCCUGUAAAUAAGACUCAAAGGACGAACAUCAGUGAAAUGUCAUGCACUCUUUGUAUGCAGUGUUCAUUUGUGCAAACUCUCGCAAAGAGGGCAAGACCGCAUUUUCCAGCAUACACCAUUCACUCACAGAUUCAUACAAGGUAAUUUAUGUUCUGCUAUUGCCCCUGGAUAAAUAAAUUUAAGUGAACUGAAAAGAACAAAAGACACAUAUGUUAGCUAUUUGUAGGCUGUACGCCACGACAGUCGCCCUUCUUUUACUGGCUUUCAGGGCUUUACCACUCGACAGCGGCCACUCUUUCAUACAAAAGAAAGAAAAAAAAAGGAAUAAGAGAGGAUAUACAUUCUGCGCCCCGUGCCAAGACAGUUUCUUGGGCGCCUGCACUCAUUUCUACCCUCCUUCGUUCCUCUCUGAGCUGAGUUCUUCGGAGCUCUGAAGGGGGGGAGCAGAUGUGGAGCCCCCGACAGAGGACUACAAUGCUGGCCGGCUACUCUCGCGCACCACUAACGGCACACGAAUAAAAUCAUUUCUUCUGUCAACCUUCUACCCCGCUGGUUGUCUUUUCUCUUCUUGCCUCUUGUAAUGAUUCACCGCUAUAUACUGCUGUGUAUAGUCUGACUGUAAUACCGAGUUUCAAAGAUUUACGCUGCCAUGCAACUAUGGUUAUGAAGAAAUGAAGAUUUCUGCCACAUUCUUUGAGCCGAGCAUUGCUGUGAGUUUGACUUAGAGCACGCAGGGCCAUAGCCUUGGCAUUGGGCUGAUUUUUUUCGUCCUUAGAGCACUGCUGGCGCAUUUAGUGGUCGCGAAGAAAGUAUUUUUCUCGCAAGUGACGCGCACUUCACCAUUUUUGAGGAGCACACUUCCUUGAAGAUUGACGCCGUGAUGCGUCCCUUACGAUGGGUCUUCCACUCGUCGUUUAUGGCCUUCGUCGCUUAUGCGCCAGGAAAACCUGAAUCAUCAUCAUCAUCUUCCACUCGUCGCAUUCAUGUUGCCUACGCGUUGCCUCUUCAAUUUGAAGACAGUCCUGUUCACUUAUGUUAAGGCUAUUGACGACGCUUGCACACAGGUCUAUCGUGUUCUCAUUGGUAUGUCCUCUCCUUCGCAGCCCCCUCACUGUCAGCGAGCAUUACGGCGAGUCCAAAACGAUGUCAAUUGCCGCUGGUCCAUCAGGAAGGUCAUCGUUAUCUGAAAGAUCAUCACCACUGUCUGAGGCACUGUCCACCUGUGCAAGGAAUGGGGCAAAGUCCGGACCCAGCUGGUGUGUUGCUUCUCGAGGCCUCUUCUUCUACGCGACCUCUGUCCGUUUAUGGGCGAAUAGCAGUUGAUCUGCUGGUACAGGUUGAACCUAAAAUAAGAUAUGGAAAUUGCAAUGCCUUAGCUAAAAACGCUUCAAGACGUAAAGCUAAUAAAAUUUCCAAGGCAAAAAACAUUGCAAAGAAUGUCUCGUGCUGCACCUUUUUGAGGCAAGGCACAACCCACUUGCAAGGCUGGUCAGUUGGUCCAGUGGAUUCUGUCCUCUCCUUGUGCCACAUUCCUAUUGUGAAGCACAAGGCUGCAGCACCUGCCCCACCUGCACACCAUUUAAAAUCAUUCAGUAACAGCUCUUCAUUUACUGUAGAGUUAUGUACCUAUCCUGCCAUGCAUGUACAGUAUGCACCAAGGAUCUUGCCCUCUGCUGUAGCUGCCAGCCAGCAGGUGUAUAGACUUUCACUUCUUUGUGAUGGGCUCACUUCACCUCUUAUCACGAUCGUGCCGGUUCUUGGGCAAGCACAUUGUAAGCUAUGUACUUUGCCUGCGAAAGAAAAUUAUUCAGGAAAGAAACACUGACGUUCCUGGCAUAGCUAGGGAGUUCCAUUCCAAUUCUAAACAAUACAUUCAGCCCCCCUUAUAUCUCCAACACAACAACUCUCAAAAGGCUUUCGUCACAACUCGCUAUGGUGUUGCCUUAAAGGUGCGGUGCUGUCAGGAACCCCGCAGGGGGCACCGGCUUCGGCUGGUGUUUGGUGAGUGGCGCCACCACGGACCCCAGCCCCCAGUCCCAAGGUGUUAUCCGUACCGUGCUGAGGGGAUGUAAGGCGAAGGGUAGAAGCCUUGAACGGUGGCGGUCAGGGUCUCGGUCAGGCCCUGGCCGAUGGGUUUUCUGAAAACUCCGGGACCUUCCCACAUGUAUGGGCAUGAAGUGUGGGUGACCUUGAGGAAUGCCUAGUUAUCAAACCCGUAUGGUUAAAUAUUUCUCUUCUUCUACGAUCGGGGGCGGCAAACGUCCCGGGACCGAAGUUUCCAAACCAAAUGAACAAUUUUUCAAGUCCAAAUACAUCGUGUUACCUUCCACUUCCUCGGAAGAAAAAAAACGUGUACCACUUGGGAAAAUGUCACCCUUCUUUAUUGAGAAGGCGGUGUCUUCCCUAUCGAAAAACAUCACCGAAAAAAAAAAAAAACUGCGAUCUGGUGACCUUCUUAUCAAGUGUACGUCAGAGACUGAUUGCAAAAAGAUUCUGAACACAAGAGAAAUGCUUGAUGUCCCGAUAUCUGCUUCCCUGCAUAAGACCCUCAAUACGUGUCGUGGUGUGGUAGCUAUCGCGGAGUUGAUCGACGUCCCAGUAGAGGAGAUCCUUAUGAACCUAAAGGAACAGGCUGUAAUUGAUGUUCGAAAGCUGAAGAUUCGGAAAAAUAAUGAAUAUAUUACCACCAGAAACGUAGUCCUUACCUUCGACCGACCCUCACUGCCUGAUAAAUUGAAAGUUGGGUAUUUGUCUGCAUACGUCCGUCCAUAUAUCCCGAACCCUCUUCGUUGCUUUAAGUGCAACCGCUUUGGGCACGCUGCUGACGCCUGCCGUGGGUCACCAUGCUGUGCUCGUUGUGGCCAGCAGGGCCAUGAUACUAAAGAGUGUAGAGGGCCUGAUUGUUGUGUGAACUGCACUAAUGAUCACCCCUCUUACUCGAGAUCCUGCCCUAAGUGGAAAUUAGAGAAAGAGAUUCUACGCAUCAAGGUUACUGAAAACAUCAGCUACCCCGAAGCAAGGAGGAGAGUAUCCCCUUUCAUUACACAGAAAUCUUUCUCAGCAGUGCUUCAACAGAAACCAAAGAUGAUAACUGUACACACGCAAACAGACACUCCACCUAGAACUCAACUGUCAAGUGAAGACGGGGUGAAGACCGAGUCCCAUGACGAAAAUACGGUAGUGACUGCGAAAGCAGUCCUACCCUUGUCAUCACCCUCCAUUGAGGCGGGCUCUAUGGAGUGUGAUGAUGAUUCGAGCUCGGAGCUCUCCUUGGGGAGAGCUCCAGAUGGACCAGUUGACCUCCCAGAUGGUAACUUCCACAUGCUGAUUGGGGAAAGUUUUCAGAAAAUUGUGACCUAUCCUUAAUUGCUUUUGAUGAGAUAAGGAUUGAGGAAGCCAGUAACUUAAUCACGAACAUCAUCCAACAAGCAGCUACUCAAUCUAUACCACAAACGUCUCACCGUCUACCACGACGACCAAAGCCGUGGUGGACGAGUGAGUGUGAGGAGACUCGAAAACUUCAAAACCGUGCAUGGAAUAGAUUUCGGAGGUACCCCACUACCCAAAAUCUUCUACUCUUCAAAAGAGCAAGAGCAAAAGCCAGAUGGACAAGGAAACAAGCCAAGCGGUCCCCUUGGCAAAACUUUGUAUCAUCUUUAUCCCGCGAUACCCCAUCCAAGGUGGUUUGGGACAGGCUCAGAAAAAUUAAAGGUGAAUACGCAAAUUUUUGCAUUACAUUGCUGCAAAUCAAUGGCCGUUCAUGUGAAAGCUUAGAAGAACAAGCAAAUGUGCUUGGUCAACACUUUCGGGUUGUUCGCAUUAUAGUGCAGACUUCCUUAAACACAAAAACAUUGCCGAGAAACAGAAAAUUAGAAUGAAUGGUGGUGAUGACCAUUCAUAUAAUCAGCCGUUCAGCAUGGUGGAGCUUCUGCGAGCUUUAUCCUCUGCAAAGGCGACUGCACCUGGCCCAGAUAAUGUCAUGUACCCUAUGCUUCACCAUCUGUCAGACGAGUCAAAGGCAAUUUUGUUACACUUUUUUAAUCGGGUGUGGGUAGAAGGGACAUUACCAUCGUCUUGAAAAAUCGCUACGGUUAUUCCACUUCUAAAACCUGGCAAGGAACCAUCUUGUCCGAGCAGUUACAGACCUAUUGCUUUAACGAGCUGUAUAGGCAAGACCUUUGAACGAAUGGUAAAUGGUCGCCUUGUCCAUUUUCUUGAGGAAAACAAAUGUCUAUCAACACUGCAAUGUGGUUUCAGGGCGGGGCGUUCCACAAUGGAUCAUCUCAUUCGUUUAGAAACGACCAUUCGUGAAGCGUUUGUUAGAAGGCAGCACUGUUUAUCCGUCUUUUUUGAUUUAGAAAAGGCGUAUGACACUGCAUGGAGGUAUGGUAUUCUUCAGGACAUCUAUUCUUUUGACAUAAGGGGACGCCUACUUAGAUGCAUUGCCGAUUUUCUUCAAAACAGAAAAUUCAUGGUCCGGCUGGGCACUGUGUUGUCUCGUCCUUUCUGUCAGGAGAACGGAGUCCCGCAGUGAUCUGUUCUCAGUGUUACUUUAUUUUUAGUCAAAACGAACUCAGUGGCAUACGCCAUCCCACCUUCGAUAUCGUAUUCUCUCUAUAUAGAUGACAUACAAAUAUGUUGUUGUUCUGCAAACUUGACAAUAUGCGAAAGACAAGUGCAGCUGGCAAUAAAUAGGCUCAACAAGUGGUCAUCUGAAAAUGGGUUUAAAUUCUCGGCUGAAAAAACUGUGUCAGUCCUGUUUUCGAGGGUGAGAGGAAUGUUCCCACCACCAUCUUUACUUCUGGGUGGUCGCGAUAUCCAGGUAAAAUCCGAACACAAAUUUCUUGGGGUUACGUUUGACAGUAAGCUUACCUUCCUACCAGAUAUUAAAAAUCUCAAGACCAAAUGCAUGAAGUCUCUGAACCUCCUAAAGAUACUAUCUCACAGAUCCUGGGGAGCAGAUCGAGACACAUUACACAAGAUUUAUGUUUCCACAGUACGCUCUAGACUGGAUUACGCUUCAAUUGUCUAUGGAUCUGCCCGCCAAUCUGUACUAAAAAUUCUUGAUCCGUUGCAUCAUCAAGCGCUGCGUUUGAUAAUUGGUGCUUUCCGCACCACACCAGUUGAAAGCCUUUAUGUUGAAGGGAAUGAGUGGUCCUUGGAGAGACAGAGGAUGUACCUUUCAAUAUCAUCACAGGCCACAUGUGUCUAUCCGAAGUAUAAUGAAGGGUCUUGAGUGCGUCCAGAGGAAUUCCACUGUAACAAUGAUCAACGUCAGUGGACAUCAGUGGCUACAAUGGUUCUGAUUUAUUUUUGCCUACAUUACCAUCAUUAAUGCAUGCGCUCUUCACAUUUCUAAAAACUACAUGCAUGAGUGGCCUUACCUCGCCAGGAAAUUAUCGUCUUUGCCUUACAUUGGGGCUCUGGAGAAGGCAAACGCACAAAUUGUUUAUACGAAAAUGUUAUACAAGGUAGUCCGUAAAACAGCAACACCACGCUCUAGCCCCGAGCCAAGAGAUCGUAAUCUGAGUGAGGCCCUAACGCAUCUGUUCCUCGCAUUCAGGACAGAGGUGACAAUCGACAAAGGGUUAAAGAGCAAUAUUGUGGUAUCACACGGCAAGUGCCAACGCAAGCAUUAAAUAGGCGAUUAUCCCCGUGCAUCUGCGAGCACUUAAGUCCUUGCUAAGCAAAUACAGUGAGUAUUAGCAGUAUGUGCAAAUGCGAUUCUCCCUUUGUCAACAUUCGGGCGCCAAAGCUCGUAAACACCUCAAGACGACGCGUAAAACGUCAACCAUACAACGCUUAACACGCCCUUGUUGUGUGUAAAAUGGAAGAUCUAACAAAUCGAAGACAACGUGAUAUCAUAAUCUCACUUGUUCGAAAUGCCUCACCUUGUAACUGGCAAUUGAUGAGCAGUAAUUUCAGGCGUAACGCUAUGGCCAGCGGUCGCCACGGAGCAGCAUUUAGACCCGGAAGUGUUUCCUCCUCGCACCUUUCCUCCUCGUCGAGAGAACCGACAUCACCUAUUGGCUUGUGUUGGAUUCCAACUGGUUUGGGUUGGCUUAGAACUGGAUUGUGUUGGCUUAAAAGUGGAUUUUGGAUUAGAAUUGGAUUAGAAUCAGGGUGUCGAACCGCAACAAAUACGGGUUCGGUUCGGGUUCGGGUUCGCAUUGUUUUGAUUUCGUUCCGGUUCAGUUCCGGUUCGGCCACGCCAAAAACCGAACCGGUUCGCAAACCGGUUCGCAGCCCCGAACCGGUUCGCGAACCGGUUCAACGCUUCCGUUUUAUAUGUUCCAUAAAACUGCUUUUAUCAAGAAAUGCGUGGCUAAUAGCUUACUGGUGUUGUCUGCAUUGACGUCUCUAGAGGUGAGGUAGCCCUUUAGCGAGAAAUGGAUGAACACUUAUUGCAAAUAGAGUCCACGCUGUUGAAGCGGUGUAGUCCUGCUACUUUCUGUUCCCAAAAUCUCUUUUUUCACACGCACAGUGCCAGCAAGAUACACUUAAAGGAAGCCUAAUAAGAUGGACAGCGUAACAUAUAGACGACAGUACUUGCCGGCACACUGCCUUCGCAGCGUGAAUCGAUCUGAAACCGUACUGAAGCAUGUCGAAAAUAAGCCGCCAGCCUUACUCUGUCCGCGCUCACAGCAGUGUACUAGUUCAUCCACAACACAAAGGCAAUGUGUCACGACACAACUGCACUACCAAUAAGAAGAACCACAUUUACUUUUCAAACCACGACCAAUCAAACAGGCACCGUUCUGCGUACGCUCCUUCUCCACUUCUCAUGUUUCUGACUUGUUUAAUUUGUACUGCUCACGUGUAAAGGAAAAUCUUGGGCGCUUAUUUGAUCACAUAUUCGUCCUGUAGAGCUACAUAAUUGGCCUACUCCAUUCCUGUUUCCUUCGUCUUGUGACUUCCUUUGUUACUUAUGCUGUUCAUAAUUGUCACAAAAAAGGCGUACGCCUCCCGUUUUCAACAAAUCAGGGCAGAUAACGAUAUCAUUCGAGAUGGUGGUUGGCUAGGAGCGUGCUAUGCGGUGAAGUUCAUUUCUAAGGUCAUCCUGCCUCUACAUCACUUUGAAGUCCUCAACUCCCCUUUCUCCCAUUUUCUUUUCCUUUUUUUUUGGCUAUAGUCGUGACGAUGCCCACUUGAGUGCGGCCAACAACGGCAAGCUACCUCAACACCCCCCCCCCCUCAUUUCUAAGAGUGAUGGCACCUCUUCUCUGAAGAGUAGACGCCGCAUCACCGCGUGCGUGGGGCGCUAGCCGCGGCGCUCACAACGACAACUGCGCUUCAACGUGUUAAAAAGACACUGAAAGCAUACUUACUAUACGUCGUCGUCUGACUGCUAGGUGAAAAUUUCUGAAAUCCAUUAUAUAGGCGCGUGAUGAUGAUACCAAUGUGCCUUCGUUCGGGGAUAGGGAGGAACUCUUAUGCUGACUUCUUUUAUGUCCGAACCGUUUUGUUGCGAACCGGUUACCGCUAUUAUUUUUUACGGUUCUGCUCCGGUUCGGGUUCAGCAGUGUCAUGAAAAUUUCGGUUCGGGUUCGGGUUCGGUUCCGGCAAAAAUAACGGUUCGGAUACGGUUUUCGGUUCGGGUUCGGGUUCGGUUCGACACCCUGAUUAGAAUAGAAUUCCUUGAACUGGAUUACGAAAAGGACGUCGUUGUAUGUAACGGGGCAGUACUACUCACCUUCCUGGCCUAGCAGUUCCUGUUAUCUUGGACAGAGACUUCAUCAUCCGGCAGAAGUUGGUGGUGGACCUGCCCAAUGGAGGAUAUGUCUACUACGGCUCGUUGGGAUUUUUUCGCUUCGCCGCAGCACGGGACCACUGCACAGCACAGCAAGCUGUGGCAGCGUCCGUUGAAACGUCUGUGCUACCGACUGUCUUGGGGUCAUUCCGUGGUCCUGAGGAGCAACGCCGUCAGCUUGAACAAGUACUGCGGCAGUUUGACGGAAUCUUUACGGAAAAACCGGGUAAGUCGUCUGUGUUACAGCUUUAACUUUCACCAACCUUGGCGCAUUAUGACCUUCGUUGUCGCUGCGCCAAAAAAAUCCCAAUCAUCAUCAUCGUCUGUGUUACAGCACAGCAUAGACACCGGUAACGCUAGGCCCUGUCGUUGUAAUCCCAGACCACUGGGUGUGCAUAAGCGUGCUUUGUUAGACGCUGCUCUUGACAAAAUGCUCCAAACCGGUGCAAUUCAAAGAUCUCAGAGCCCUUGGGCAUUUUCUGUUGUUCUGGCUCCAAAACGAGAUGGUACGGCUAGGUUAUGCGUCGACUUAACGCAGUAACUGUAAGGCACUCUUAUCCCUUCCCGUCCAUUGAGUCAAUCUUGUAUUGCCUGGGCAACGCAACUGUGUUUUCAAUGCUUGAAUGUAGUCGAGGAUUUUUGCAAAUCCAAGUUACCUAGGAGGAUGUCCCUAAAACAGCCUUUACGUGUCAUAGAGGUUUGUUCGAAUUUGUACGAAUGCCUUUCGGUCUGUCUAAUUCACCCGCCAGUUUCCAGCGGUUGAUGGAUACAGUGUUGGGAGAUGCGAAGUACAAUUUCGCAAUGGCAUACAUGAAUGAUGUCAUAGUGUUUUCCAGAAAUUUUCAGGAACACUUGGAACACCUGUCAAUCGUCCUUGCAAGGAUGAGUGAAGCGGGCAUUACGAUCAACCCCCGCAAGGAGCAGCUGGCAUCGUCUAGGAUCAGCCCUCUCGGCUUUGUGGUGGACGGAGGUACCAUCCGUGCAAAGCCACUGAGCUCCAGUCCCCAGUUGCAGUCGUUGCCAGAUGCAGUCCGACAUUAUCAGGCUUCUUCAAGCAAAUUGCGGAGCAAUAUUAAUGUCAUGUUGUUUUCGUUACCGCAGUCAUUCUGUGUACGUCUUGCUUGCAGAACCGUAUGUCGAUCAAUAAAAUACUUCAUGUGACAA
Messenger RNA from Ornithodoros turicata, 15134 nucleotides. RefSeq lists its product as uncharacterized. NCBI's taxonomy places the organism in Eukaryota, Metazoa, Arthropoda, Arachnida, Ixodida, Argasidae. The transcript has 3 exons. The record is from RefSeq and is a predicted model, not a curated record. The coding region runs from base 344 to 1354 and encodes 336 amino acids.